Molecule: messenger RNA, 4350 nt
Organism: Tympanuchus pallidicinctus (lesser prairie-chicken)
Lineage: Eukaryota; Metazoa; Chordata; Aves; Galliformes; Phasianidae
Gene: MND1
Product: meiotic nuclear divisions 1
Exons: 8
Coding region: 172-795 (207 amino acids)
Biological process (GO): reciprocal meiotic recombination
Cellular component (GO): nucleus
Molecular function (GO): double-stranded DNA binding
Source: RefSeq, a predicted model, not a curated record
CGCGCAGCCCCGUUGGGCAGCGGGCAACACAGCCCGGCGUCCGCAGGCCCCUUUCCCUGCCAACACGCCGCCGGCCGCUCGCUCCCCGGUGACGCCAGGUGGCGCCGGAGCCGCGCAGGCGGCCUUUCUCCUCCUUGUGGCGCCGAAAUCAAACCCGCCCUGGAGGCCACGAUGUCCAAGAAAAAAGGACUGAGCUUUGAGGAGAAGAGAGCUCGCAUGAUGGAGAUCUUUUUUGAGACAAAAGAUGUAUUCCAGUUGAAGGAUAUAGAGAAGAUUGCUUCAAAAGACAAAGGGAUUAUGUUUGUGCAGUUGCCACUGUCCUUGAUGAGCAUGUCAUUGUGGCACUGUGACACUUCCAUGUCGGUCAAAGAGGUUCUGCAAAGCUUAGUUGAUGACGGCAUGGUGGACACUGACAGAAUCGGAACUUCCAAUUACUUCUGGGCUUUCCCAAGUAAAGCUCUCCAUGCCAGGAAGCGUAAAUUAGAAGAAUUACAGACUCAGUUUGCAGAAACCAGUCAGAAGAAAGAGAUUUUACAAAAAGGCAUUGAAAAAUCAAAAAUUGGACGUGAAAAUACUGCAGAACGUGCAGCUCUGGUGAAGGAACUUGCCGCCCUCCGGCAGGAAAAAGAACAGCUAAGGGCAGAAAUAGAAAAAUACAGGGAAUGUGAUCCAGACGUUGUUGAAGAAAUGCAGUCUGCAUCUUUAGAAAUGUGCUGUGAGAAGGCCAGGAACAUAAACACAAUUGGCAGCACACCCCAGAAUUGGACAGAUAUUCUUUCUUUAGUGAGACCAUGACUUUUUUUGUCAGUUACAUUAUCUUUCCCUAAGGAUGUAAUGGUAUGCAGGGGAAUAUGCAAACUUGAGAUUUACUAUGCUGUAAAUCCUCUGCUGUGUGCUCUCCUAAGGACAAAUAACAGGCACACUCGAGCUGCAAAAAUGAAUACAUUUAGGCAGAAAUUGACAACAGAGGGAUUUGUAGUGACAGGUAUUUAAAGUGCUGAGAUAGUCUUGUAGUGAAGCACUGCACUGGAGCAGUUGAGGAGCCUCUCUUUUAAAGGAGUUGCUGUGAGCAUGUUUCUAAGUACUAGGCACAGAGAGAUAAAUUACAGCUCGAAUGGUAGGACAUCCUCUAAUAGAUGGAAACACAUGAACUGAUAUCUAGAAAAGAGAGAAAUAAUUGUAAUCAUUAAUUGCUCCAGGCAUGGCCUGCCCUUCUUUAAAGCAUGUGGAAGUUCCAUGUGAGCUUCUGCAAAAGAGGUGAGCAUUUAAGGGAACUGGUGACAGGUGCCUUGUUGGGCUACCUGGAGGCUUCCCAAGGGAUUGUGCAGCAGUGCUCUGAAAAUAAUUUGUUGCUGACCUUCAGUUAAAAAGUUGCUUUGAUGCUUUGUUGUAUGUUUCAACAGUUACUGUUGCACUGCCUAAAGUUGCUGGCAGCAUAAAAAUAAUUAAACGGAAAUAUCACUUUGAGGGAGUUAAUAUCCUUGUCAAAACUGAAUGGAAUUUCAUGAUAUAUGGAAAAACAAAACAAAACUGGGAGAGAGGUGAGGUUGGGGAAGAGACUUCUCUUGCUCUGGAUUGUGGGGAAGUACAAAGGCAAAAAAAAAAAAAAAAAAAAGAUGCAGGAAAUUGUAGCUUUUAGUGUAAGAAGAUAUAAAGAAUCUCAUUCAGUGGAAGAUAUUCAUCUAGACAUAAGCGCUAGUGCUGUUGUUUCUCAGAAUAACCUUAUAAACCAAGUUGUUUCCUCAGAUUUUUAAAUCCUUUCCACACUGCAUGAGUGAUACGUGAUUUUCCACGAAAUAUACAAUUUCAGUAACUUAAUCCUUGUGAGUAUUUUCAGUUGGAUUAACAUGGGGAUUACCAAAUCUAAAUUAAUUUAUUUUCGUUUUGAGUCAGUCAGUUUUGAGAAAUCAGAGAUGGCAGUUCUGUUACAUAAAAGUACUUUUAAAAGCUGGAUUUGUGGUUCUUUUGUUGUCAUUUUCUGCACUUGAGUUUUCCCUUUCCUUCCAUAAAUAAUUUCAACCCAUAAGGGAAGCUCUCUGAUGUUCAAUAUAAAAUUUCAUACUAUUAAUUGUCUGUCCCGUAUUUUUGUAUGCCUUGAUUUUAUUGUGAUGCCUUAGAGGUGUGUGUCGGAUUGCCUUCUGAUUUUAUCAGCACACAGAUUUUGUGAUGUGCCUCGUUACUCUUUCCCUCAAAAAAAGCGUUGCAGAAACAAACCUAGUGAUAUUUGUUAGAUUUACAUCCUACAUUGAUAAGCCUCAUUAAAAGACACAUGCACACAUAUUGAUUCCAGUGUCAAAAUGAAAUUUGGAAGGUUCAUAGUAAAUAUCUGAAGAAAAUGAAAAUUGAACAUCUGUUUUGUUCCCUGUGUCUUCAGAUAGGAAAGUCAUGCUUGACCAUGUAACUAAAUGUAUUAGAAUGCAUAUUCAGAAAGGGCAAACAAGUACUAAAUACUGACUCUGUUUUCUGCUGACUUUGCUGCUUGUCCUUUUUAUACUAGUAACAAAUGUUCUGCCUUAAUUUUCUUGGCUUUCGUAUUAGAGUAUGUAUUUGAACACAGAGCUUCAGCAUUUGUAUUUAAAUAAUUAACUACAGUAAAUGACAGCAGAAACAUGAUUGGCCACUAGAGGAAGCUACAUAAUGACCUGGUUUUGUGGAUAUAUUUGGAUAGUUACAUUUUAUUGAUAGCACGUUGUGAAAAUAUGCCUACAUUUGCAAAAUGUAAGUUUUUUUAACAGCCACAGUAGUUCAGUCCUGCAAGCUUGUUUGCCUCUUGGAAAUGCUGUUUCAGCCAACUAAGCAUGAUUUAGCAUUGAGUUACAGAUCUUUCCACGGUAUUACAGUCGCUGGUAGUAAAAACAGACCUUCUCUAAUUUUACACUUCUUUGUUGAGCUUGUAAUUCUGCUUCAGUUGGUGCAGGACUGAGCCCUGGUUUCUCAGCUUAAAUGCAGAUUUUUGAAGCUGGAGGGUAUUCUCAUGGGGAAACGGGUGUUGUGGAAAAUAGAGUCCCUGUUUCUCCCAAUGAAAGACUGCAUAACAUAACAUGUAUGUAUGUCUGCAGGACAGGACACACGUAAUGCUGGUACAUUCCCUAAAACUUAUGGCAGAGAAGAGAACCAGAGAAAACACAAAGCUUUCAGAAUUUUUUUAUUCGUCCAGAUUUUUAUAAGACUGACAAUGAAAAGCUCUGCAUAAAGCUCUUCAAGUUUAACCUGUGCAAGUUUCAUUCUUUCUGCCACAAAAAAGAGGUUAAGGAGCUAAAACAAAAUCUGGUAUUUUAUAGUGAGGCAUAUAAAUCUUGUUUUCAGUUGCUGUGCAGUUUAAAACCAGAAACAGCUAAAUACUUCUAGAAUUUAAAACUUGUUCUUUAAUGAAAGGAACAUUAAUUUACGCUCUCUCAAAACACAACCAGGUCUAAAGUUAGUUAUUUUUUUCUUAGUUGUUCUUCUUAGUUAUAUAAUUCGUUAUUUUUUUCUUCGUAGCUGUACCUCGGUUUAUUUGUGCAUUUGGACAGGAUGUGAUCUUAGAAAUGUUAUAUACUGACUGCAGUUCAUGUGCUUGGUGGGAUGUGAGUGCUAUUAUUUAUGGGGUUGGCUUUUUGAAGAAAUUCUGGGAAAAUACCUGGAGUUCAAUGAAUACCAUAAAAACAUAAUGAUCUAUGAGGUGUGUCAUCAUAGAAUGGCCUGGGUUGAAUGAAACCACAGUGCUCAUCCAGUCCCAACCCCCUGCUAUAUGCAGGGUCGCCAACCAGCAGCCCAGGCUGCCCAGAGCCACAUCCAGCCUGGACUUGAAUGCCUGCAGGGAUGGGGCAUCCACAGCCUCCUUGGGCAACCUGUGCCAGUGCCUCACCACCCUCUGGGGGAAAAACUUCCUCCUCAUAUCCAACCUAAACCUCCUCUGUCUCAGUUUAAAACCGUUCUCCCUUGUCCUAUCACUAUCCACCCUCACAAACAGCCAUUCCCCCUCCUGUUUAUACGCUCCCUUGAAGCACUGGAAGGCCACAGUGAGGUCUCCCCGCAGCCUUCUCUUCUCCAAGCUCAACAAGCCCAGUUCCCUCAGCCUUUCCUCACACAGAGCUGCUCCAGCCCUCUGCUCAUCUCAGUGCCUCCUCUGGCCCCGCUCCCAGAGCUCCACGUCCUUCCUGUGCUGGGGGCCCCAGGCCUGGACGCAGCGCUGCAGAUGGGGCCUCACAAGAGCCGAGCAGAGGGGGACGAUCACCUCCCUCUCCUGCUGGCCGCCCCUUUUUCAUGCAGCCCACAACACAGCUGGCCUUCCGGGCUGCAGGCGCACACUGCUGCCUCAUGGCCAGCUUCUCGUCCACCAGGACCCCAAGUCCUUCUGCGCAGGGCUGC